Molecule: messenger RNA, 2594 nt
Organism: Cuscuta campestris
Lineage: Eukaryota; Viridiplantae; Streptophyta; Magnoliopsida; Solanales; Convolvulaceae
Source: the annotation of a GenBank genome assembly
GGAUGAAGACAAAUUUUUCAGAGACACAGGGUGAUAGUCGAUUGUCAAAGCUUGAUAAUCGAUUAUCCAAAGAUUCCCUGUCCAAAAAUUUAAAAUUCUAUCCGUUGGAGGACAACGGUAACCCAGAUAAUCGAUUGUCAACAAAACGAUCUUCUCACUUCCUUUCACCAACCACCCGUAAUAAUUAUUAUGGAUAACCCUAGUGGUUAUUACGAUCCGCCUUCUUUCUACCAAUCACCUAACCGCCCUCCGUUUCAAACCCAUCCACCUUACCACCCGCAUCAGAACCCAUACGAUGAUGACUACCAAGUCGACUACUAUCCCUACCAUAAGGAACCACCAUAUGAUACCCCAUCUGAAAACUUUGGAUAUUCUCCGUACCAAGACUCUGAUGGGGAAGAUCAUUAUGAACCUCAUGGUGAUCACGAUGACUAUGACCGCAAUGGGCCUAUAUACGACGAUCAAGCUGAUCCGCUUGUCGAAGAAAUAAUAAGAUUAGAACAGAAAAUCUUCUAUUUCGACGAAGUUUUAUUCGCUGAAGGCUCCUGGUAUGAACCACCCUACUCCCGUGACUAUACCCUGUUUGCCAAAGAACAAAUUGAAGCAAACAAGGUGGCAAUUCGAGAAAGAGCAAAACUUCUUGAAUCAGUCCGGAAGGAAAAGGAGUUUGAAAGGAGAUUAUGCAAAGGAUCAGAUAUGAUGCAGAAAAUGCUGGAUGACUUCCAAAGAGAGAGACUAGAAGCCGAGGCUAAAGCUGAUAAAUUAGUCAAUGAUCUCUGUAAGGCUGUUGAACUUAAACGCUCCUUCCAAUCUCAAGAUCCACAAUUGGAGGAAGUUAAUGCUCAAAACGAGGCUCUAGAACCCAAGACCAACCCUGAACCAUCCAACCAUCAGGUGCCAGUUCUAGAGGAUUUACCCGGUUUUACACCAUCACAGAAACCCGAGAGCAUAACAACUCUCGCUAGGGCUACUGUGGUGAUGUUACCUAAAUCCCUUCCUAGCCAAGUCACAACCAGCAUAGUCGUACAUGAGGUGGAACCAACUGAGAUACCUGACUCAAAACCACCUACGCUCAUUCAAGAAAAGGAGGAGGAAGUGUUGCCUACAGCAAUAAGCGACCAUCUCCUUAAUUGUGUUCAAGACACACCUCCAGAGGAACCUGUUCUGGAGAAAGUAGAACCCAUUACCUGCCCCCAAGAUUCAAUUAAGUCCGAGCAGGAAUCUACAGACAAGGAAGUACGUUGCUCUGAUGAACUAAAUUCGUUUAUAGAAACAUGCACAACUAAUAAUUCAUCUGAAGCCUCAGACCAUACUUUCUUUGAUUCCCUACUGGACGAGUAUGACUAUGUCUGCUUGAAGGAUGGUUGGAACUUAAAGAGUUGGGACGAACUUCUAAUGAGUGACGACGAGGACUCUUCCUUGGGGGAGGGUACGAUCAUAAUCAUCAAACCACAAAUGGAUAGUCAGCCAAUUGAAGAUAAGGAAGAAAUCAAUUUCGUAAUCAAGGCUAACGAUGUGGAUCUAUUGAGGAGACUUCCGCCCCCACCCACCUAUACAGAGUCUCCUCCUUAUACCCUGUUGCCACCAAGCCGCAGGGAUGAGUCAAGGAUCCUGGGCCUUGACCGAGCAAAAGUUCCAACAGGGUGGCAUCAGAAGAGAGUCAAAAGGGCCAAACUUUAUUACUCUCGAAUCGGAAAGUCGCGGAAAAAGUGGACCCUGCUGUUCCUGCAAGCGCCAGCAAGCCUGGAAGUCACCAUUGAGUUUCUUUGCUCUCUCCGCUUCCACAAUGACGGAGAGGAAGUAAAGUCAACAGCUGAAGUCACCUCCACCACCAAGGUCACAUUCACUCGAAUGGGUCGACUGCUGAGCCUUACUGUGGCAGACUUAGGGUGGCUGAUUGGUCUUCACACACUUGACGAGACGCGGAGCUUGGCCUUUGCGAAUCUACCCGACCAGUUGGAUCCGGAGUUCGAUGUGAGGAAGUUCUGGCAAGCUCACGGGUAUGGACGAUAUCACAGUGGAGCAAGCAUAGCCAGGAAUUGGGUGCGUCCGUCUUGGAGGAUUUUACACCAUGCAUUGACUCACAGCUAUUUGGGCCGUUCUCGUGACUCCGAUGUAGUGUUUGAUUCUGAUAUGCUAUUUUUCUGGAGUCUGGAAGCGCGCGUACUAGUCAAUUUAGCAACUUUUGUGGCCCGAUUCCUAUUUGCUCAGUCGACUAGCAACCACCAGUUUGUCUUGUGUGGGCCAAUGGUUACGCUUCUGGCCCGAGGAUUAUGUAUGACAGUCCCUAAUGUUCUCCCAGAGGCUGCAAGCAUAUUCCGACCAUCGACGAGGUAUUUAAUCCAGAUCGCUUAUAAUAAGAAGGACAAGGAGGCACGCCCCAAAAAGCAGCAUAGAAUUCCCAUGACCCUCCGCGAGCUUUCACAGGCUAUGUUUGCAUUCCAGGAUUCUGUAGACUCUCGCUUAAGGAGCAUGGAGACACUCCUCCUCACGCAACAAUGGCAGGUGGAGGAAAUACUUGAAUACACCCGGGAACAAGGAACAGAGAAGGCUGAGCAUGGGGCAAGUCCGAAACAAGGAAAACGUCAGGGAUA